This is a messenger RNA of Oryzias latipes (Japanese medaka), 2212 nucleotides long. RefSeq names its product mitoferrin-2. NCBI's taxonomy places the organism in Eukaryota, Metazoa, Chordata, Actinopteri, Beloniformes, Adrianichthyidae. Gene Ontology annotation, biological process: iron import into the mitochondrion. Gene Ontology annotation, cellular component: mitochondrial membrane. The record is from RefSeq and is a predicted model, not a curated record. Gene Ontology annotation, molecular function: ferrous iron transmembrane transporter activity.
CCUUCAGCUCCCGGUUAGUGGUUCUCUGCCGCCAAGACUCUUCCCCCUUCACGGCUCCCUGCAGAGCACCGGGCAGGUUUCAGCGAGUAACGGCCCGCCGGUUCUGUAGAUUCGGUAGAACCGGGCCGCCGGAAACUCGUGGUCUGAAUGGAAGCGGGGGGUUUUGUGUCCCGGCAAACGUCCCUGGAUGCAUCGGGCGUCGACAGGCGGGUCGCAGCCUCCGCCGCCGGGACGGAUUUUCGGAUUCUGGGUGGCAGGUUGAUGACCGCCUCAGAGGGGCUUCUCGGGUCCUUUUCACCGAGCACUACCGGGGAGCAGGACUUUGUAUCGGUGCUGCACCGGAGCCCCGCGGAGACUCCGACCUCCGCGGAGGCGGACAUGGACUACGAAGGGCUGCCGCAGGGAGCGUCCACCAGCACGCACAUGCUAGCGGGCUCCGUGGCUGGAAUCAUGGAGCACUGCCUCAUGUACCCCAUCGACUGCGUCAAGACGCGCAUGCAGAGCCUCCAGCCCGAGCCCGGAGCGCGGUACCGCAGCGUGGUGGACGCCCUACGGCAGAUCAUCCGCACCGAGGGAGUCUGGAGGCCCAUCAGGGGGGUGAACGUGUUGGCGGUGGGGGCGGGGCCAGCGCACGCCUUGUACUUCGCCUGCUACGAGAAGAUCAAGUUCUCUCUGAGCGACGCCGUUCAUCCUGGAGCCAACAGCCACUUUGCAAACGGAGUGGCCGGCUGCAUGGCCACGGUGCUGCACGACGCCAUCAUGAACCCGGCAGAAGUUGUGAAGCAGCGGCUGCAGAUGUUCAACUCUCCGUACCGCGGCGUGCUGGACUGCGUGGGCGCCCUGCUGCGGCGCGAGGGCCCCGCCUCCUUCUACCGCAGCUACACCACCCAGCUGACCAUGAACGUGCCCUUCCAGGCGCUCCACUUCAUGACCUACGAGUACCUGCAGGAGCUCCUCAACCCCCACAGACAGUACAACCCCUCCUCUCACGUGGUGUCGGGCGCGCUCGCCGGCGCCGUGGCCGCCGCCGCCACCACCCCCCUGGACGUCUGCAAGACCCUCCUCAACACGCAGGAGGCUCAGGCCAUCCACGUGAUCCAGGCGGAGGCGGCGGGCGGCGCCGUGGGGGCCGCCGUGCCCAGCGGCCGCCACAUCUCCGGCCUGGGCGAGGCCUUCCGGACCGUCUACAGGAUGGGGGGCGUUCCGGCGUUCUUCAGGGGCGUCCAGGCCAGGAUCAUCUACCAGAUGCCCUCCACCGCCAUCAGCUGGUCCGUCUACGAGUUCUUCAAGUACGUCCUCACCAAGAGGCGGCACCAGAGGAGGCUGCGAGGAGACGGAGACAGAUAGACGCCGGGCCGGCGGCGUUCCCCCACCAGGAGGAGGUUCCAGUCCAGAACGCCUUUUUCCUCCCGUGACGGACUCUGGAAUCCAUCUUUGAUGAGAUCUGAGGCCAGAACAAACUGAAGCCUCCGAGGAAAACCUUUCAAUUUGCUGCUUGUCGCUGAAAUCCUUACAGAGCUGAGAUACAAGGAAAGAUAGAGUAGGAGGGGGGAGGAAAGCCCCCACCCUCACCCAGACGCUGCUGAUCACCCGUCCGAUCUGACCCCCCCCCCCCGAAACUCCACGAAGGCCUCUAGAGUCCGACACCUAACAGACUUUCGAGGAAUGAAAAUGUCAAGGAUGUAAAGUCAGAGGGAAGCUUGUGCUGAGCUGCACAUGAUGCCGUCUGACCACCAGGGGGCGACAUUCCCGCCCGUCAGGCCUUUUCUGGUUUUGAGUUGAGGAACAUAUCAGGUUCAUUUUUUUCUGUCAGUAUUUAAGAGAGACGAGUCAAAAUGAGAGUUGAGGGUUCACAGGAAACACAGACUCCAACGCCACGCAUCAGAAGACGGGCAGGUGGGGCAUCAGAAGACGGCAGGUGGGGCAUCAGAAGACGGGGGUCCGCCUCCAGUCUGAGUCGCCAAGUUUGAGUGAAAGAGGAGAGUUUAUGCAGAUCUUUGCACCUUUAGGGCAGCAACAGUAAAACCUGGAUUCUUGUCCAAUCAAAGUGUGUGUGAGUGAAACCAAAGACGGACAGCGAUGUAACGGCGUGCACAGGUGGAGGAGGCCUUCCGCAGGUGACGCCUGCGUUUGGUGAAGUGUAAAUAAAGCGGCGGCUCCUCGCAGAAGCAGGGUCUUCUCUUGGGGCUGGCUCUCCAAGCGCCGAUGAAAA